Oryzias latipes (Japanese medaka) is the source of this 1536-nucleotide messenger RNA. RefSeq names its product forkhead box H1 (gene foxh1). NCBI's taxonomy places the organism in Eukaryota, Metazoa, Chordata, Actinopteri, Beloniformes, Adrianichthyidae. Gene Ontology annotation, cellular component: activin responsive factor complex. Gene Ontology annotation, biological process: transforming growth factor beta receptor signaling pathway; positive regulation of transcription by RNA polymerase II. The record is from RefSeq and is marked provisional. Gene Ontology annotation, molecular function: transcription cis-regulatory region binding; DNA-binding transcription activator activity, RNA polymerase II-specific.
AUGACAAAGCAGUGGCCGGAGCCGAAUCUCUUGGCACCACCCGCUUUGACGCACCUUGGAGAAAAUUACGACAAUCAACUUGACUUAUGCAGAAAUGUGGAGCCAAGCUUCCCUCCCAGCGGUGUAGCGCGGAGCGCACCAAGCCGAAACGCCGGGCAUUGUGGCCCGGCUCCAAUGUCUCCACAGCAGCUGCUGAUGCGCCCAGAAAAGUGCUCCAGCACAAAAAUUAAUAUGGAUAAACCGGCCUCAACAACAAGCAUGGCGCACAAUGCUCAUGCUCAAAACAACUUAACUGCGGAGAGUUUAUCCAGAAAUACAUGGACGAGCAGUGACAAGGAGGAGAAACGCACCGGUGGUGGAAAGAAGAAGAACUACCAGCGUUAUCCAAAACCACCCUACUCCUACCUCGCAAUGAUCGCCAUGGUCAUCCAGCGCUCCCCAGAGAAGAAGCUGACAUUAUCUGAGAUCUUAAAGGAGAUCAGCAGCCUCUUUCCAUUUUUCAAAGGGAACUACAAAGGUUGGAGGGAUUCUGUGAGACACAAUCUCUCUUCCUAUGACUGCUUUGUUAAGGUGUUGAAGGAUCCUGGUAAACCUCAGGGAAAAGGGAACUUCUGGGCGGUUGAGUUAAGCCGUGUACCCCUGGAACUCCUGAAAAGGCAGAACACGGCCGUGUCACGCCAGGAUGAGACAAUCUUUGCUCAGGAUCUGGCCCCUUACAUCCUUCAAGGCAACCAGCAGGAAUCUGAGCCGCCCCCUCCACCUAUGACCUCCCUCCCUCCCAUGCCAACAGAAAAUCCUUCACAUGGGCAAGACGACUUUUUCCGACCAAAGUUGGACUCAUCCUUUGCCAUCGACUCGCUGCUACACAGCCUACAACCGGCCUUGGGGCCAGGGGAUGCAGACAGCGUUUCUACCGACUGCUGGGGGGAAGUGGACCGUGUUCGGCCUCUGCCCGCUGCACGACCUCCUUACGCCUCCUCUGCUCGCAGCGCCUCUGCCAGCUCUGCAAGCCCCGCUUCCACCUCCUCGUCCUCCUCCGAUGAAGAAUGGAAAGAUUUUCCCCACCUGGGGAAGCGCCUUCCCCCAGAAGGUGAAACAGGGUCAGGGGGUUACGAGGAUUGCAGGCCACCAUCGAACAAAUCUGCCAGAAGGGACACUGUUGCACCGCCAUGGGAGCUCCCUACCUCCUAUGCUAAAUAUGCUCCCCCCAAUGCUGUGGCUCCACCAAGCAUGCGCUUUAAUGGAGGUCCCUUAAUGCCACUGCAUGGUGGACUGCCUCUUUAUGGCUACAGUAGCUCACCUGUGACUCACAGCCACUUCUUAAGCCACACCUACUGGCCCAUCAUUCCCAGCAGCCGGGUGGCGGUCCAAGCCCCCCAGCUCAUUAUGGACCUGGACAACUUGUUGCAGACUGUACCUCCAAACAAGAGUGUGUUUGAUGUUUUGGUUCAUACUAGUCAGAAUUCAAACCAUCAACCGCAAAGUCAGUUCUCCUUGCAGAGUAGGGCGCCUCUAAACAGGUUCCAUCCGUAUUAA